This is a messenger RNA of Agrilus planipennis (emerald ash borer), 1752 nucleotides long. RefSeq lists its product as uncharacterized. NCBI's taxonomy places the organism in Eukaryota, Metazoa, Arthropoda, Insecta, Coleoptera, Buprestidae. The record is from RefSeq and is a predicted model, not a curated record. Gene Ontology annotation, biological process: septate junction assembly. The coding region runs from base 265 to 648 and encodes 127 amino acids. The transcript is spliced from 3 exons.
UCCAGUUAGCUUUUAUGCUGGGUUGUAGAAAAACAGUGACGGACGCCUCCUUGCGUGAGCUCACGUCGUUACACGUUUGUUUGUGUUUAAUAUUAAAGGCAGCUGAACGGCGCGCUUCAAACGAAUUGUGCGGUUCGUGCGAGGACGUUUUUGGGGCAAAUCCUUGGUAGUUUUGUGAUCGAUAUUUUCUCAAUUCAGUCCCGUUUUAGUCAUCUUCGAGUGCUUCUUCGGCUUAAUAGUUAAAAAUAAAACGCAAAUAUCAACAUGGGUGUAAGCAGAUUGUCUAUUAUCAAAUUUUUGGAAUUGGCGUUAGCAGUGGUGUGCCUUGGCCUACACUAUAAAAGUAUAAGCAAUGAUUUGCACACUGACCUUGUUUCUGCUACGGCUUUUGGAGGCUACAUUAUUAUUCUCCUGGGAGGAUUCGCAGGGCACUUAAUGUCAACCCCGAUAAACAGAAGAAUCGACAUUUGGUUUUGCCUUGUAGGAUGCGCCAUUUUUGUAGCAGCGGGGGCACUUAACAUUCAACACUUUGAAAAUACAUGGAAGGGCGAAUACAGAAACUACGGCCUUGCUAAAGCCUCUAUCGCUAUCAUAAACGGUGCCAUUUUCUUGGUUGAUUCCCUUUUGACCUGGCGAGGAGACUACUAAGAUAUUUACGCCAUUAAAGAUCAAAAGACAAUACUUGAUUUAUGCUUUCUACUCUCACUCAUUGUCAGUACAAAUUUAUAAACCAAAACUUCUUUUUUAUGAGUGUUAUCGAAUAAUACGGGAUGUAUUCUACCAAAAUUGUGUCUUAUUUUAAACAGAUAACUUUACUUCAGUAGUUUACACAUCAAAAAGCCACCCUUACUGUAAAUACAUGUCAAUUAGUUUUUGUUUAGGCUUUCUAGUAUAGUUGUAGUUAGUUUGGAGUUUUAGAGUAUGCUUAAAGCAAAAAGUUUAAAGAAUUUUUGUAAUAACUUUAUACUUAUUUGUCGUUUUAGGAAUAUCAGAAAAACAUAGCUACUUUAUUUACUGUGUAAAAUUAUUACAGUGUUUAUACAUAUUUAUAUAUCUUCAUGCAAAUGUUGCUUGGUAAAAUGAGGUAAGUGUUAUUUUUACGGUUAUUAUUAUUGUUAAUACUAUGUAAUAGUUUUAUCAUCACACUGACGUUAUUUUUGAGAAAGUCUAGUCUUUAAUUUUAUUUCGCUUUAUUCAAUAUUAGUCAGUAAAAUAAAAAUAAUCAAUACUGGAAAUUGGUAAUCGAUUCAUUGUAAAAUUGCUUUAAUUACUGUUCUUUUUUACUGUUUUCUAAUUUUACGUAAAUAAUGUUCGAUAAAAAUCUAUAGGUGUGUGUGAUUGCAAGUGUUUGCCUAAUUCAUAUCUGAUAGACAUCAGAAUUUUUAGAAUUUUUAUUAUAUAUCAUAUAUUUAUUGUAGUUGUUUACUGAAGUGUUUUGAUAAUAUUGUUCAAAAAAGUUGUUAUACAAAUAUACUGUUGAUACUGAGAAUUAAAAAUUGUCAUACUAAGGCCCUAUUUUUUUAUCUAUACAGAUUUUACAUCAAGGAUACUUUUAUAUGGGUUUACUGCAAUCACAAUUGAUAAUAAUUGUGUCUACUUUCAAAAACCGAUAAAUUGUGCUCCGAUAAAUAGAAAACUAUAUUUUAGAUAUGUAGAUAACUAUUAAAGUAUAUUUAUAUUUUUUAUUUUUGUAAGUGUACAACAUGUUCAGCUUUAGAUGUGUAGUCCUUGAAAUAAAACUAAACUCCUAAA